Erythranthe guttata (spotted monkey flower) is the source of this 2661-nucleotide messenger RNA. RefSeq names its product translation initiation factor eIF2B subunit delta. NCBI's taxonomy places the organism in Eukaryota, Viridiplantae, Streptophyta, Magnoliopsida, Lamiales, Phrymaceae. The record is from RefSeq and is a predicted model, not a curated record.
AUAAGCUCUUAACCAUGUUUUAAGAAAUUUUUAAGAGCUUAUAAGCUCAGUAGCCAAACAGGCUCUAAGCUUCUUCUACCCUGUAAGUCUCCCCCACCUUAAUUUCCUGCGCCGCCUUCUUGUCAACCCUUGUUUCCCUCUCAUCCCAAUCAAAAUACGAAAAAACCAGAAACCCCAAAUUCCGUCAGCACCCGAACCCUAACCCCCAACCCCGAGGGCAAGCAAAUGGAUCCUCGGCGCGUGCCCCGCACCGUCAUCGACCCGAAGGUCCGGCACGUCGGAUUCAUCACUGCGCCCGACCGCUCCAAUUCGGGUCCGCCCGACCCGAUACCAUCCUCGCCUCGCGCCUCGGACUUCUCCCCCUCCGGCAACUCCCUAUCCCCAGUCAUGAUCCCGCCGCCGCGCCACCUCUCGACCGACCUUUCCCGCCAUUUCCCCCACCCGCCGCCGCCUCACUCCCCCCUCCGCGGCCCCCGCGCCGUCGAGUACUCAAUCCCCGCCGGCAGUUACAAUCCGUCGGAAUUUUUGUCCCCUUCGGCCACCACGGAGUUCUCCGAGGAUCCGCUCUCGCCCAGGUCCGGCCGCAAGGGUAGUUCCGGAAAAUUCGCUUCGUCUUUGCCAGCUGGCGGAUUCGAGAUGGCGCUGGCCAAGCAGAACAAUGGUGUGAGCUUGCGUCCUCGUGUACAAGAUGGCGCGGCGGAUAAGGAAGUGCACAAGGAGAAGAAGGUAGCUGGUGAAAAGCCGUUAAAGGAGAAGACUACGAAAGCAGAAAGACGCGCAAUGCAAGAAGCGCAACGAGCUGCAAAGGCUGCCGCUAAAGGUGAGGGAGGUAAUGCUGGGGUCAACUCAACCAAUACGGUGAAGUCUGUGAAAGCAGUGCCCCAAAGAAAAGACAACUCUCCACUUGCAGCACCUUCGGAGAAAAAAGGUGGUCAACCGGAUAAAGAUAAGAAGAAAGAUGCCCCUCAUCCAAGGAUGCAGUUUGAUGAUGAAAACAGAGUCGAGAAAGCAAAGAAGCGCUCUGUAGUAAAACAAACUGAAUCCCGGAACAGAGUUGAACUCUUUAGGCAUCUACCUCAAUACGAACAUGGUACAAGGCUCCCCGACCUGGAAUCGAAAUUCUUCCAACUUAACUCUGUACAUCCUGCUGUCUACAAGGUUGGGAUGCAAUAUCUAGCAGGGAAUAUAUCUGGUGGCAAUAAUCGAUGCAUGGCUAUGCUUCAAGCCUUCCAAGAAUCGAUCAAGGACUACUCUACCCCACCAGAGAAAGCCCUUAUCAGGGACUUGACUGCAAAAAUCAACUCUUAUGUUUCGUUUCUGAUCGAAUGUAGACCCCUUUCAAUGAGCAUGGGAAAUGCAAUCAGGUUACUCAAAACUCGAAUUGCCAAAUUGCCCUUGAGCCUGUCCGAGGCAGAGGCAAAAGCCAGUCUUGUUUCCGAUAUCGAUCGUUUUAUAAGCGAGAAGAUAAUGCUAGCGGAUAAAGUUAUCGUAAAGCAAGCUGUAACCAAAAUUAGAGAUGGUGAUGUUCUUCUCACAUACGCAUCUUCGUCCGCUGUUGAGAUGAUACUACUGCAUGCUCACGAACUUGGUAAGCAAUUCAGAGUAGUGAUAGUGGAUUCGCGCCCCAAGCUUGAAGGGCAGAAGCUGCUUCGCAGGCUUGUACAGAAGGGUAUAAGUUGUACAUACACUCAUAUAAAUGCUGUCUCGUACGUCAUGCAUGAAGUGACGAGGGUAUUUUUGGGUGCGUCUUCGAUUUUGUCCAAUGGAACGGUCUACUCGAGGGUUGGUUCAGCAUGUGUUGCUAUGGUGGCAAAUCAGUUUCGUGUACCAGUUUUGAUAUGCUGCGAAGCUUACAAGUUUCAUGAAAGGGUUCAACUUGAUUCAAUUUGCUCUAAUGAACUUGGUGAUCCUGAUGCGAUUUCGAAUGUUCCUGGUAGAAAGGAUAUAAAUUAUUUGGAUGGUUGGUCCAAUAGCGAGAAUCUACGACCCUUAAACCUAAUGUACGAUGCAACACCUUCGGAUUAUGUAUCAGUGAUCAUAACAGACUAUGGCAUGAUACCGCCUACUAGUGUUCCUGUUAUUGUCCGAGAAUACGGCAGAGAAUACUUAUGGGUAUAGAGGAUGCAAAUUUGUGCUACAAUCUGGUUACAAAUGACGAGGCAAUUUGAAGGCCCCACCCUUUCCGGCACCUUCACAUUUAACUUAUUUAUACCUUAUUGGAAUAAAGCUAUAUAUAUAUGUUCCAACCCAAACUGCUUUCGAUUUUGACCUCUGUAAAGUGUGAGAACAUUCCGCCUCCCUUUCCGGGCGGUAUGUUUUGACGGUUUUUUUUUUUUUUUUUCUUUUUCUUGCGGAUAGUGAAGUAGUAGUAAUUUUUAUACCACCAAAGGCUUGCAUCAUUUGUAGGUAAAUUUAUUUAGAUGGUUUAUUUGCAUUUUUGUUUUGGAGGGGGUUUUGGGGUUGGGAGUUGGAGUAUGUGACAAUUUGUCUACAAUUUGUAAAAAUAAAUAAGCAACAAAAGAAGUACGUACCACACUAUAUAAGCCAAUGAUUGAACAUUUGAACCAACAGCUACUGCUCAUGUGAGCUGUACAUUCCGUUUUGUCCCAUUUUAAUUUUAUUUUGUGUCAAUUGUAUUUAACAACGUGACAUAUUUGCCAA